Molecule: messenger RNA, 1571 nt
Organism: Salpingoeca rosetta
Lineage: Eukaryota; Choanoflagellata; Craspedida; Salpingoecidae
Exons: 3
Coding region: 155-1306 (383 amino acids)
Molecular function (GO): protein binding
Source: RefSeq, a predicted model, not a curated record
CCUGCUCGUUCGCACACAACAACCCACGUGUCCUCAUCACCAUCCAUCACCAUCAAUCACCACCACCACCACCGCCCGUUCAUUGCCCCCUGAUACUUCACGACCACUAGCCCGCAACACACACACACGCACACACACAUCAGUAUUAGCCAAGAUGGCGACGUUUGUGUGUUCGCUGGAGGACAAACCGCUCGGGAAGAAAGGGUACCUGCUGCACGCGGCGUGCUCGGGACCGCACAUUGCAGUAGCAGGGACGUCUCCCAACAUUGCCGUGCACAACGUGGAAACGCAGCAGCGCCUGGUGCUGAAAGGCCAUGAGGCCGACGUGGUGGGGCUGAGCUUCGACCCAGCGUCACCAGCACACCUGUGGUCUGCCAGCCGCGACGGAACCGUCAAGUGCUGGGACAUUGCAGAGAAGACAUGCGUGCGCACCGUGACCGUUCCGGAUGACAGCACCCCGUCAAGCUUUGCGCUGAGCUCGGAUGGAGCGUGCUUCGCCGUCGGCUGCGAGUUGAACCACAUGCGGGACGCGCCCGUGUACAUCUUUGCCGGAGGCCUCCAGGGGCCCGACAGCCCGCUCGUGUCUCUCAAGAACUGCCACAGCGACGACGUUGUCUACAUUGCGGCCUCAGAUGCCACAGCGCAGAGUGGCAGUGGGGAGGCGCUGCACCGCUUCGCCACAGCAUCCACGGAUGGCCUGUGCAACGUCAUUGAUGCAGACGCGUGCCUUGAGUACGCACAGCGCCGCGGCGAUGGCGUACAAGGAGGCGCACUGGAGAAGGGUGAGCAGGACCAGGCAGACGGGGACUUUGAUGAUGCCAGUGUCAUUGUUGUCACCAUCAAUGCAGACCACUCUGUGAAGCGAACCGGGUUCUUCGGGCCGGCGCAGGAGUACGUGUACUGCAUUACACACGACGAGACGCUGUCGUUCUGGCGCGUCCCAGACCGCAAGGCGAGCGACAUGGACAUUGAUGACCAAGACGAGAACAACAGCGACGACGAUGACGACAACGACCUUGUCUUCCAGCUUGAUGAGCCGCGUGCCAUCCUUGUGGCUGCGGGGCUACCCACCGAUUAUCUGAUUGACUGCUUCUACGAUGCUGCAUCUGGGCGCUUGUUUCUUGCUUCCGGCAGCGACGACGGCCACGUCCACAUCUCGCACAUUGGACAGGGUCAACUGGUGCCGCUUUGUGCGCUGCCUCACGUCCACAAGGACCGCGUACGGAGCUUCAAGUGGAUGCCCGAGGCUGGCGGAGCUCUUGCAACGACGGGGGAAGACGCAACCAUGUGCAUCUUCACAUCGUGACGGCGUGCCCACCGCCACCAUUGAGUUGAUGUUGUGUCAAUACAGGCGCGGGCGCGUGUGCACAGCAAGCAUUGUGCAUGUCAUGUUGACUGAUUGUGAUGGAUGAUUGAUGUGGGGAGGAGGGUUCUGUAAUGCUUCAAAACGGGUGGUUUUGUUUGGUGGGUCAGUCAAGUGUGCAUGCGCAUGCAUGCGUCCACACCACGCUAACAGUGGGGAACAAAGCAAUUGCCAUUUCCAGGAAGCAAGUAGAACCAAUGAGAAGCGG